Molecule: messenger RNA, 2889 nt
Organism: Carassius auratus (goldfish)
Lineage: Eukaryota; Metazoa; Chordata; Actinopteri; Cypriniformes; Cyprinidae
Product: acid-sensing ion channel 2-like
Exons: 9
Coding region: 1-1014 (337 amino acids)
Biological process (GO): sodium ion transmembrane transport
Cellular component (GO): plasma membrane
Molecular function (GO): ligand-gated sodium channel activity
Source: RefSeq, a predicted model, not a curated record
AUGUUCUCUCUCAUUCUUUCCUCUUUCCAGGUGUUUACACGUUAUGGGAAAUGUUACAUGUUUAACGCUGCCGAAGAGGGGAAGACUUUGAGGACUACAAUGAAAGGAGGCACAGGGAAUGGCCUGGAGAUCAUGCUGGACAUCCAGCAGGAUGAAUACCUGCCUGUGUGGGGAGAAACAGAAGAGACCGCAUUUGAGGCAGGAGUGAGGGUGCAGAUCCAUAGUCAGGCAGAGCCUCCCUUUGUACAUGAGCUGGGCUUCGGAGUCGCCCCAGGCUUUCAGACCUUCGUGGCUACCCAGGAGCAACGACUGACAUACCUUCCUCCUCCAUGGGGCGAGUGUGUGACCAGAGCCCUGGAUUCAGGCCUCUUUGAGGUGUACAGCGUGUCUGCCUGUCGCAUUGAGUGUGAGACACGCUACAUCAUUGAAAACUGCAACUGCAGAAUGGUCUACAUGCCAGGUGAUUCUCCGUACUGCACUCCUGAACAGUAUAAGGAUUGUGCUGAACCUGCUCUGGCUGCUCUGUCAGCUGUUGAAGGCACAAGCUGCAUCUGCAGGAGCCCCUGUAACAUGACUCGAUACAACAAAGAGCUUUCCAUGGUCAAGAUCCCCAGUAAAACCUCUGCUCGCUACCUGGAGAAGAAGUUCAACCGAUCAGAGAAGUACAUCACGGAUAAUAUCCUAGUUCUGGAUGUGUUCUUUGAGGCUCUGAAUUAUGAGACCAUAGAGCAGAAGAAAGCAUACGAGGUGGCGGGUCUACUAGGGGAUAUUGGUGGUCAGAUGGGUUUGUUUAUCGGUGCAAGUAUCCUGACCAUACUGGAGCUAUUUGAUUAUGCAUAUGAGGUAGUGAAGGAGAAACUGCUGGACCUGCUGAACCGAGAGGAGGAGGAAGAGAGUCAUGGAGAGGAUGUGAGUACCUGUGAUCCGGUGGUAAACCACUCCGAAUCGAUUAGCCACACGGUCAGCGUUCCCCUCCAGACCACCCUGGGCACCCUAGAGGAGAUUGCCUGCUGAGCACCGUAACCCCUCCACACCAACAGAGGGAGCCGGGCCACUCCACUCCAAUGGGUGAAGGACAAAGUAAACCGAGGGAAAAGUCUCUGUUGCUAUUUCUCAUCAUGUUAUCUUUUUGGCAGAAACAUGAGACCUAGAAGCCAAGGAGCUUCUCAAGGAACAUGAGGACCCCAAAGUUUCUCACAAACACCAUCUGUUUGUUCUGGACUCAUGAAGGAAAGCAGAAGCUUGUGAAACCUGUCUGGACAGUCCCUUGUAAAAAUAAGACAAACAUGAAAAACGAGCAUGUGAGGAACUGCAGAUGCGCACAGCCUCGGCAUGUUUUCGCGUCCUCUCUUUCUCCCUGUGCCCAGACGUCAUUUUGAAGUCUACUGCCAAAACACUGUAAAUUAUCAACGGAUAAAAUGUUGCGAAGCUGUUCUAACUGUGCAUGUGUCAGUUUCAUGUGUUACAAUAUAGUUUUCUCAAACUUUUCAUCCUCUUUCACGUGUGGAGACAGUUUUGUCUUCUUGUGCUGUGUUUCUACAUCUCACUUGGCUUCUUGAUGUAUCAGGGAUGCAUCAUAAAACUGAGAGACCAUUUCUUCUUUCCUUUUUUAUUUUUUUUACCCUUCAUAGAAAAGCCAAAUGGGUCACGGUACAAUGGCAGCCAUUAUGAGCCCAUUGUGGCAGUGAAUGGCUCUUCUACAUGCUUUCUGGAUCCCAUUUGAAAAAUGAAGAACAGGGAGUACAAAAAAAAGUGUUUUUGUCGCUUUCUGCAUAAGAAUAUAGUCAUGCAACUAGCGGUUUUCAUUUUGUUACAUGUGAGAGGUGUUAAUUUGUAAUUUAAAGCUGAUAUUAGAAAACUGAUAUGAUCUUUCAUGCUUCUAAUACAGAGUUGAGAGAUACAUCAGCACUUUUCAGAGAUUUUUUUGGGCGGCGAUCAUAAUUUCACUUUCCCAACUAUCGUAAGUGGGAUGUUUUCAAACAUAUAAAGGAUUUAGAGGAGUUCAUGGUGGUUUAUUAUGUGAGAUGACGCUGUAAUGUUGUCUUUGUCUCAUCUCAUCUCCUCAUUUCAGAGCUCUUCAUCUUUGCUGGGGUUAAUUAACGCUGAAAUUAUCAUAUGUUAUCUGCUAUUUACUAUGUUCCCACGGUGUUUUUUGAUGAUGGAUGAUAGACAGCUCAAAGGUGUGAUUAUGUUCUUGUCUGCUCUUGAACUAAAUGUGAGGUUCUUGUUACACUAUACAUCAGUAUGAAUGAAACCUCAACUGACCCAGUCAUUCUACAACAUGUACAGUGUUUCAGCCAAAAUUCAUUAACUGAUGCCAAAUCAUUCGUGCUGAAAAUAAUGAAAGGAGGGUCGGUUCUGGGUGACGAGAGUGAGCUUGAUUGCAUUUCUCAAUUUAACACUCUUCAAUAUUCAAUUUAAAGAUAUUGACCAGCACAAAUUUCAGUCACAGUAUGAAAAACAAGAAUUAGAGUUUGUGUGUUAAAACUGUAGGUGAAACUUUUGAACAAAUUGUUCUAGGACAUGAAGGCCACUGGCUGACAAGUAACACCAGAAAUUUGUUGAGAAGCUCCUAGAAUCUAUAAAAAAGGUAUUUAAUCGGGUUUAAUAAACCCAGGCCUUCCCACGUGACCUAGGGCCCCUUUGUCCAAUCAGAUUUGAGCUAGAGGAUUUCUUAGAAGAUUAUUAGUAGUUAUUAUUUUCAUGCCCCCUUCUGGAGCAACAGUAUUAAGAGGCAUGAUUUGCACCUUUAUCAUAAUGCAAAAUUUAUAAACAUUAUAAUUUUCCACAAGGAAUAGAAUAAUGAAUGCGUGCUAUGGGUUGUUUGUGGCAUGUGAGAGGGCCAUGUGAUUGUGUGACUACAGACAAAUGUUGCUUAAUGUGUGUUAU